CCUCUCUCUCUCUCUCCGCUUCAAGUGCUCGCGCUCUGCUAACGUCUAACGUCGGAAGUAAUCGGCGGGCAAUAUUCCGUAAUCGAAUGGUUUUUUGAAGUGAAGAGUUGGCAGUUUCUAGAUAAAAAAUGUCUCAAGAUAUAAGAAAGUGGUUUGUGAAGCCACAUGGUAUACCCGCAGGAAAUGGCAACACAUCGAAGCAAGAAAAGCCAUUGACACCUGAGAAGCCUCCUAUUGUACAAGAAGCGAAAGAAUCUUCCAGUAGGAGGAAAACAAGCAAAUAUUUUGCUAAGGAUGCACAGAGUGUAAAAGAUGAGAUGGAGGUUGGGGAAGUUUCUGAAAAGAAGGCACAGAAGGGCAGUACGGGGUCAGCUAGCGAGAAGCCUCCAUCAGGGAAAAAACCGCGCAAAUUUCAAAUCAGUGAUGAUGAUGAUGACGGUGAUGAUUUUGCCACACCUACCUUAAGGAAGGGUUUAGUAGACGCCAGUCCAAACAAGAAGUUGAAAAGUGAAUCUGGUAAAGGUGUUGCUCGAAAAAUCGCUGAUGAUAUUGAUGAAGAUGAUGAUCAAACAGUAAAGUCCAAUUCAAAAUCUGCUGGAAGGGGUAGGGGUCGGGGUCGGGGUGCAAAAGGUUCUGCAGUAAGCAUGGAUGUUGAUAAGAGUGAGGCAGAAGAGGACAUGGAUGAUAAAGAUGCUAAACCUACAAAACCUGGUGGGCGAGGCCGUGGUGGAAGAGGUGCACCAGCAGGCGGAAGAGGUAGAGGUGGUGGAGGAAGGGGUGGAUUUAUGAACUUUGGUGAGAGGAAAGAUCCUCCUCAUAAAGGAGAGAAGGAAGUUCCCGAAGGUGCUCCAGACUGUUUAAAUGGUUUGACUUUUGUGAUUAGUGGAACACUUGACAGUUUAGAAAGAGAAGAAGCUGAGGAUCUGAUCAAACGCCAUGGCGGUCGUUGCACUGGAUCUGUCAGCAAAAAAACGAAUUAUCUUCUAUGUGAUGAAGAUAUUGGUGGACGGAAGUCUGAGAAGGCCAAAGAGCUUGGUACUGCUUUUCUCACGGAGGAUGGUUUGUUUGAUAUGAUUCGAGCAUCAAAUAAAUCAAAGAAGCCAGUAGCUAAAGUUGCUCCAUCUCCUCCCAAGAAGAGCCCUCAAAAGCCUGAAAAAAGUAAACAAACAGGCCAAACUGUGACAAACUCAGACACAAAAGGAUUGGCCUCUAUUUCAGCAUCAUCUAAGCGUGAAAUCCAAUCUACUUCCCUACCAUGGACAGAAAAAUAUAGGCCGAAGGUUCCUAAUGAUAUUGUUGGGAAUCAGUCUCUUGUAAAACAGCUCCAUGAUUGGUUGACAAACUGGAAUGAACAAUUCCUUGAUGCCAAGAACAAGGGAAAAGGAAAGAAACAGAACGAUUCUGGUGCUAAGAAAGCUGUGCUUUUGAGUGGGACGCCUGGUAUUGGGAAAACUAGCUCAGCAAAGUUGGUUAGUCAGAUGCUUGGAUUUCAAACAAUUGAGGUUAAUGCUAGUGACAGUCGUGGGAAAGCUGAUGGUAAAAUUGAGAGAGGAAUUCAUGGAAGCACUUCUAACUCUAUCAAAGAACUUGUUAACAAUCAAUCCCUGAGUCUUAAACCGGGAAGCUCUCAAAAUGUGAAGACUGUUCUCAUCAUGGAUGAGGUUGAUGGUAUGUCUGCUGGAGAUAGAGGGGGAGUUGCUGAUCUUAUUGCCAGCAUCAAAAACUCAAAAAUUCCCAUAAUAUGCAUCUGUAAUGAUCGCUACAGCCAGAAACUUAAGAGCCUUGUGAACUACUGCUUGCUGCUUAACUUUCGGAAGCCAACAAAGCAGCAGGUUGCUAAAAGAUUAUCACUUAUAGCAAGUUCAGAAGGUCUUCAAGUUAAUGAGAUUGCACUCGAGGAACUUGCUGAAAGAACUAAUGGAGAUAUACGCAUGGCCCUCAACCAUCUGCAGUAUAUGGGUCUCUCUAUGUCUGUCAUUAAAUUCGAUGACAUCAAACAACGCCUUCAAAGCAAUUCAAAGGAUGAAGAUAUAUCCCCAUUCACGGCGGUUGAUAAACUGUUUGGAUAUAAUGGUGGGAAGCUGCGAAUGGAUGAGAGAAUCGACCUUAGCAUGAGUGAUCCUGAUCUGGUUCCUCUUCUUAUCCAGGAGAACUAUAUCAAUUAUAGGCCAAAUUCUGUCGGUAAAGAUGACAAUGGUAUGAAAAGGCUGAACUUCAUUGCUCGGGCUGCAGAGUCCAUUGGGAAUGGUGAUAUUAUUAAUGUCCAGAUACGGAGGUACCGGCAGUGGCAACUCUCUCAGGCUGGUUGUAUUGCAUCUUGCAUCACUCCUGCAGCCCUAUUGCAUGGACAAAGAGAGACACUUGAGCAGGGGGAACGCAAUUUCAAUAGAUUUGGUGGAUGGUUAGGGAAGAAUUCUACUAUGGGGAAGAAUAACAGACUUUUGGAGGACCUUCAUGUUCAUCUUCUUGCUUCUCGCGAAUCAAACUUAGGAAGGUCAACAUUGCGACUUGACUACCUAACACUUCUUUCGAAACGGCUGACUGAACCUUUAAAGAAGCUACCCAAGGAUGAAGCUGUUGAGAAGGUUGUCGAGUUCAUGGAAUUGUACUCAGUUGGCAUGGAAGAUUUUGAUACAAUCGUGGAGCUUUCUAAAUUUAAAGGGCAUCCGAGUCCAUUGGAUGGUGUACUGCCUGCUGUAAAAGCUGCCCUGACAAAGGCUUACAAUAAAGGCAGCUCAUCACGUAUUAUUAAGACUGCUGAUUUAAUCACACUCCCCGGGAUGAAAAAGGCACCAAAGAAACGGGUUGCAGCAAUGCUAGAACCCGUUGAUGAAUCUUUACCAGAAAACGCUGAAAAUGAAGAAGAAAACCUCUCAGAUGCUGAAGACCAAGAGGAUGACUUGGCUGAUCCAGAGAAGCAGCAGAAGCUACAAUCAGAACUGCAGUCUCUAAAUUCAAAAGCCAUUAAAGUGCAAAUGGAGUUAAAGGGUUCUGCAAGUUCAAGCAGCAAAAAGGCGCCUGCAGGUAGAGGGGGCGGUCGGGGCUCUGGAUCUGCCUCGAAGAGAAAGAGAUGAGAGCCGUGAAACAGGCCGUUCUCCCAGGGCUUCCGUUUUGGUUCGUUUCACGAGUGAUGGCCGCCGGAGUAGGUAGAUGAUGGUCUUUCAUCUUUGCUUUGCUUGGGAGAGGUUUAGUGUUUAUGAAGCAGUGUUCUAUUUGACAGUUUAAUUGUAGUGUUUAUUUUUGGUAAAUACCAAGUUGUACGAAAUUGAGGUUAUGUUUCCUUAUGUGGAAAAUGUCUUUUUUCUUGGAA
This is a messenger RNA of Salvia hispanica, 3310 nucleotides long. The record is from RefSeq and is a predicted model, not a curated record. NCBI's taxonomy places the organism in Eukaryota, Viridiplantae, Streptophyta, Magnoliopsida, Lamiales, Lamiaceae.